AUGAUUGGUAUUUCGAAGAACGUUUCUCUACCUAUGUCCAGGAUGUCGUGGCCACAGGUUCCACAGCGUGUGAGUGGGUUUCGUUUGCGUAACAAGACUAGGAUGUUACUUAGCCAGCGGUUUAUGUCUCACGGGCCUAUUGUGAAGCCGGAGAAUACAAAAAAGAGAGUGAUGAAAUGGGUUGUUGCUACUGGUGUUACAUUAGUCGUUAGUAGUAUCUUGCUAAACCAAGGAUAUUUCCGUAGACUCGAGGUGGCAGAUGGAGAGGAGCAAGACGGAGAGGAGCAAGAUGGGAAGAGAAAACACAAAAUUAGCAUAUUCAAUAAUAAUUGGUUGUUUUUCUGCUAUAGCACUUUACCGUUGAACGCCAUAUCACGGUUUUGGGGGCAGGUAAACUCAUUAAACCUUCCUGUAUGGGUAAGACCUUGGAGUUACAAACUAUAUGCUACAUUGUUCGAUGCCAACCUGGAGGAAAUGGAAGAUCCAGAUCUAACGCACUAUGAGAACUUAUCGCAAUUCUUCUACCGGACUAUCAAACCAGAAACAAGACCCAUCGACUAUGACGAGAACGUUAUUGUUUGUCCCAGCGACGGUAAGGUACUUCAGUUUGGUACCAUAGACCCUCAAUUUGGUCACAUCGAACAGGUGAAGGGACUCAAUUAUUCUGUCAGAGAAUUUUUGGGCACCCAUAGCCAUCCACUAAUGCAAAGAACCCAAUCGGAAGAACAACUAACCCCUUCUACAUCAGCCAACUCUGUCGAAAGUAACAUUGAUACUAGCAGUGAAAAGACUAGAGUGGAGGAUGACGAAAAUGAUAAAAGUCACAGAGAAUUUGCAAGAAUUAAUAAUAUUCCUUAUAGCCUUAACGAUAUCAUAGGCCAUACACCAGGUUCGCAAGAUGAAGAUCACUUACAACCUUUCAGUUAUAAAAGAGAGAAAAAUCAAGCUAUUACUGAUCACAACGCCUCAAAAACGUUGACCCUAUUAGGUGAUUUGUCUCCAAACUACGUGAAGCAAAAGAUGUCGUCUACAGAUACCCAACUAUAUUUCGCGGUCAUUUACUUAGCCCCAGGUGACUACCAUCACUACCACUCCCCAGUUAACUGGGUUUGUAAACUUCGCCGUCAUUUCCCCGGUGAAUUAUUCUCAGUAGCGCCAUACUUCCAGAGAAACUUCCCAAAUUUAUUUGUUCUAAAUGAACGUGUAGCAUUAUUGGGACAUUGGAAACAUGGUUUCUUCAGCAUGACCCCUGUUGGUGCAACUAAUGUCGGAUCUAUCAAAUUGAAUUUCGACAAAGAGCUUGUCACCAACGAAAAGACACAAAGACACUGUAAACCACAUACUUGCUACGAAGCAACUUACGAAAAUGCUAGUAAAGUGUUGGGUGGUGUUCCUUUGAUUAAGGGAGAGGAAAUGGGAGGUUUUAUGUUGGGAUCUACCGUUGUUCUAUGUUUUGAAGCUCCAAAAGGCUUUAAAUUUAACGUAAAUGUUGGGGAUAAGGUUAAAAUGGGACAACCUUUGGGUAAACUUGAUCUUUCAUGUGAUAAUAACUAA
Molecule: messenger RNA, 1554 nt
Organism: Kluyveromyces marxianus DMKU3-1042
Lineage: Eukaryota; Fungi; Ascomycota; Saccharomycetes; Saccharomycetales; Saccharomycetaceae
Gene: PSD1
Product: phosphatidylserine decarboxylase 1
Exons: 1
Coding region: 1-1554 (517 amino acids)
Biological process (GO): phosphatidylethanolamine biosynthetic process
Cellular component (GO): mitochondrion
Molecular function (GO): phosphatidylserine decarboxylase activity
Source: RefSeq, a predicted model, not a curated record